AUGUAUAUUAUUACCAAUACAAUUUAUUCAUUCAGUAUUCCUAAUCAAGAAACACUUAAUAAUAUUGCAAUGAACCCUUAUUCAAUUGAUGAUGCACUGUCUCGAAUUGAUGAAUAUGGAUCAAUAAAAAAAAUACAUCCCGAACGAGUCAAUCCAAUUUUUAAUGCACGUCGUUCAGAAUCAGCUGAAAAAUAUUUCGGAUGGGCUAGUAAAACAAAUCGUCCUGUGGAAUAUUUUCGUGGAAGACGUUUUUGGUUAUUCACAAAAAAAGAUGACCAAUCCCCAAACUUCGAAACAUUACCUAAUGCAGUUUCACCAUCAAAUUCAUUAAAUCAAGGUAUAUGGCGAUCAGGCAUUGUUGGACGACGACGUCGUUAG
Rotaria sp. Silwood1 is the source of this 378-nucleotide messenger RNA. The record is from the annotation of a GenBank genome assembly. NCBI's taxonomy places the organism in Eukaryota, Metazoa, Rotifera, Eurotatoria, Philodinida, Philodinidae.